Lymnaea stagnalis (great pond snail) is the source of this 7221-nucleotide messenger RNA. The record is from the annotation of a GenBank genome assembly. NCBI's taxonomy places the organism in Eukaryota, Metazoa, Mollusca, Gastropoda, Lymnaeidae.
CUUGAACGUGAUGCUAAGAAAAUGUGAGGAAAAAAAAAAGCAGAAAUAUCCCAAUAGAGACCAAAUAACACUAAGAAUAUAUAUAAUUUAUCUUCAAAUUGUUAUAUUUAAUUGUUAUACUUAAAUAACAAAGUUAUCGGUAAUCGCUAUAAACAGCAUCGUUUAGAAUCGAAUACUUACAUCGGUAGUUUAAGUGCUUUAAAAGAAACAGAAAAAACAGGAUGUUUUGGUCAGUUAUAAAUAGUUCUUUUGGUGCAUUUAGGACUAGGAGCACCAAUUUCCAGAAGAGCAUUAGUCAAAUAUUAUACCGAGAUCGCGUGUGUUUUUUGGUUGAAACAAGAAGCAAGAAGCACGUAAGUAAUUUCUGCCUUUGUCUACACAACACUAGCUACUAUUAAGCACUAAGACUUAGGGGAAAAAAAUGUCAACAAGUCAGACAAGUGACUGUUACGUUACUGUACUUGGCCUACUUAAUUUGUACUUAAUUAUCAAAAUCAAAUAAAUCGCCUUCAGACAUUCAUAUUGUCAAUAUUGAUUAUUGAUUCAUUAAUUACAUUGGUGUCAUUAGGCUUUGGACUUGAGUUAGACUAUAGUCAUAGACUAUAGUCAUAGACUAUAAAUGAGUAAGUUAGGCAGUAAGUCUACUUUCUCUUCAGUUUCCUGUAUCCUCAAUGACAAUAGAGUUGAAGACUUAGACUUAGGAUUUAGUAAAAGUAAAAGAAUGGUGAUCAGUGGUGUGGUGUAACCAGGGCCUUCUUUACAGCAGCAUAGGCCCUGGCCCUGGGCAAAUUAAUGCACUAAGGCCCUAAUAACCCUCUAUAUACUCCGUGCCGUGCGAAGGAGGGAGCAAGAGGGCCGGCAAUCCCUGGCGCCAAUAUCAGGGGGUGACAAACUCAUCUUAAGUUGUAAGAUAUGACGAAGAUAUGUCCUUAAUAGUGAAUUAAAUGAUAAAAUUCCACUUACUUCACAUUGACAGGGGCGGCUAAAUUGUCUUACUUGUGCACUCUGGCCCUGGGCACCGCUUUUACUGGGCUUGACUCUAUAGCCUACUAUUCAAGUAAUGUUAUGAAUAGCAUUAUGGCCUAGGUUGGUCUAUGCGUUUGAUCAGUUUCUUUCAGGUAAUUUUUCAGUGGGGAAGAGGGAGGGGAGGCAGGGCAUCUAUUAGCACCAAAAGUAGGCAUUUUGAUGCCCAGGGUCAGCUCUGACUUCAUCGCCAUACAUAACCAUACAUUCAUUCUGAUAAUGGAGCCUCCGCUUAGGGUAGGCUUUUAGCCUUAGCUUAGUUUCGUCCCUAGAAUAUAGUCCAACUGUGUGUACCAAACUAAAGGAAAAUCAUAAUUUCGUCCAUUCAAAAAAAAUCAUUUUAUUUAAUGGCAUCAAGAACCUUUUUAGAUUAAAAAGUGUUGUUACUGUCACUUUAAUUGGAGAGGAAGAACAAAACUUUGGGUAAGGUUUGGCGAGAGGGCUCAGUGAGCCCCUUCCCACAAAAUUUUUGCUAAAUUCAAAAUUAUGGGAUGCAUUUUGGCGCAUACAUUAAAUUAGUUUUGCAUCAUUCUACACUUAAACGGCUAGCAACAGAAAAAAUGCUACUUGAAAUUUAGAUUCCCUUGACCAUGUAUGUUACACAAGUCCUUUUUAUUUUAAGUUGUAUCUAAAUAGUAUGUUGUUUCAUAAUUUGUCUUUGAAACUAUUUAUUUGUUUAAAAUUAUUCAUCAAUGAAAGAUAAAAAAUUUUUAAAAAAAUUCCAUUAAAUACAGUUGCUCGUUGAAUAAAAAAAGACAAAAAAUCUAUUUGUAGGUUAUAAAAAAGAAGAAAGGAAAUACUCACAAAAGAUGUCAUAUAUUUCGUUCCUAUCUUAAUGAACUUCUUUCUGUUAUAUUUCCUUCCUGUCUUACUGAACUUCUUUCUGUCUAUUCACCCCUUUGAAAGCUUUGUUCCUCCGCAGACACCCAUAUUCUUUCUGUUCCCAGAACACACACUAAAAGAUAUGGUGAACGAUCUUUCUAUUUUUGUGCCCCCGAACAAUGGAAUUCUCUCCCUUUACACAAUAUACCGACAAUCCCAACCUUUGAAAUUGCCCUGAAGACCCAUCUCUUCAAACUCUACUAUACUGACUCAUUCUUACCCCCCCUCUCUAACUGAUAAACAAUGUUUGAUGCUGCUGGGUGCUGUCCAUUGCUAGACAGGGGUAGAUAGUACUUAGGUGGGUGAGCUCAAGCUUUUUACCAGUUAUUGUUUUUGAUUGCAUAAUUUUCUGUAUUUGCUAAUUUCUAUGUGAAUUUCAGUGAGCCUAGCCCUAGGCUGGUGUACUGCGCUAUAUAAAACCACCUUAAUAAUACUAAUAUAUAUAUAUUAUAAUAUAUUUAUUAAUACCGGUAUUAUGUCAUUUAUCUGAGGUAAAAUGAGACAGCAUUAAUUUCCAAACAAAUUCAGUAACUUAAAAAGUUUAUUUGAAAUUUUUAACUGCUAUAACUUUCUUCAUUUAAAUAACUAAGUAAUGAAAGUUUGACAUCUUUUGUAAGACUCUAAUUUACUCCUCCCCAAGCCCCCACCAAGAAACUAAUUAAUGAAUUUUUUUUCAAAUUAUAAAUUAUUUCUAAAGCUAGUGCAAAAAAAUGGAAGUGAUGUGGGAAUAAAAAAACUUUUAAAAAUAAACUGGUCUUGCUGCUUUCAUUUUGAAAGCAAAAUAUAUUGCCAAAAAUAUUUCAAUAUUCUCAAACGAUAUUGGCAGCAUUAUGCCCCUAGAAGUGUGAUGCCCACUAGAUGCAUGAGACCCCCUCAAGCAUGAGGUCACCUAUAGGUGCAAGAUCCUUGGCAGGUGCUUAGUGUGCCAAUACCUUAAGAUAGCACUUCUUUUCUCCACUAAUUUUACUACUGAACAGUGAGGUAGCUAGUGUUAUUAAGGCUUAGUCUAACAUGAUUGUAAACACAAAUUCUUACUUUAUUUUUUUCGAUUCAUAUAUCUGGGAGAAGUAAGACUUCUUGACGAGAGUUAUUCCCCUUUAAGAAGUAUCCAACUUGUGAUUCGCAUUUAUGAUAAUAAUUUUGGAAUGUGCUGAUAAUAUCGUGGGCUAAUAUUGAGAAACGUGCUGCCUACUGAAUUUUAAAUCAAAUUAAAUUUCCAAAAUCAUUCAAUUUGUGUGAUAUGUAAAUCAUGAUGCCUCUGAAAGAGUGAGUCUCAUAGAAGCGUGAGGCCCCCUAGAAGCGCAAGGCCCUUUGCCAGAGCCCAGUGGGCCAGUGCCUUAAGACGGCACUUGGUGAAACACUGACCAAAAUGACUAAUCAUGAUUGCCUCCUCCACCCACCCUAUGCAUACAAAUUAUUUCUCCCUGUCUUGUUUUGAUAUAACAUUAUAACUUUAGGCCUUACAUUAGGCUAAUCUAUUGAUUUAUAACUAUGUACAAAACACUUGUCACUUGUAUUUUACAUUGCCUACAUUUUCUGAAAAUUCUGAUUCCAUCCAUCCCUGUGGUGCUACAGCCCAUGUAUGGCUUUGGCCUGUCUAUUUCCUUCAACUCAAACCUAAAUAAUGCUUUUCUUUUCCAUGCUUGGAUUAUGCGGAUAAUUUUUGGGUAAGAUUCCCUAGCCUUUGUGAAUCACUCCAAUUCCUACAAGGCGGAAGGUUCUAAUUUUGGACCGCCCUGGGUAAUUUAUUUCCCCAGUGGCCUCUAUCUCCAUAUCUUGUGGGCUUUCCCCUAUCUGGCACCUAGGGAGGCGCUUUAUGGAAGAUCAGUAUCUCGGCAAGAGAAACUCUUGCUUCCAUUGCCCCCAAUUGUGCUUUUAUUGUUGCAGACAGUCAUGUCCAAUCCAGAUGAACUACGAACGCCGGACGCACCGCUGUUGGAGGGACAAGUUUUACGGAUGUAUAGCAUGAGAAUGUGUCCUUAUGCACAAGUUAGUAUCAGGGUGUCUCUUAUUAUUCUGUGCGCUCAAUAAAUUCUGUGUGUGUGCUACAAUUUAGUGAAUGUGCAAAUGUUAGUGUUCAAUGACAUGAAACCAAAUCUACGAAUAAAAUUCAUGUGCUCACUCUUAAACUGUUGUGGACAGUAGCUUUAUAGGUCUGGUGUGCUGCACAGCUUAGAGGGAACACAUUGAUGGAAUCUCUUAGAAUAUGUCUUAUUAACUCUCCAGUAAUCAAUUGUUUUGGAAAUAAAUGAGAAAAAGUUUCUUGAAAAUUAACAAUACUAAGUUUUAAAUCUUUAUGGUUGCAACAAGACAAAUUAAGGAAAAACUCAAAUUCAUCAUAAAGUAAUUUGGGGUUUAAAUUGUUUUAGUUUGGUAUUUUGUAAUUCCAGAGAGCUCGACUCAUUCUGGCUGCCAAAGGUGUCAACUAUGACCUAGUCAAUGUGGAUUUAAACUCCAAGCCUGAUUGGUUCUUUGAUUACAAUCCUUACGGCGAGGUCCCUGUGGUUAUACAUAAUGGAGGCUCUGUCUAUGAAUCUUUAAUCACAGCUGGUAAAAUUUUAAAAAAACAACAUUUUCUAAAAUAUUUGAAAAUGAUAUAUAUAAAAUUUCAAUUUGUAAUGUAUUCAUUUUCCUUUAAUUUUCUAUUUAAUAUUUUAAGUCCUGAAAUAAACUCAAAAGGUUAAUUUGAUUUUUAUGGUGGUAAAUGAAUUACAAUAAAAUGAAGAAUGCCAUUUUGAAAAGGAAAUUCUUUAAUCUUAAAAAGAAAUUCUUCAAUCUUAAAACAAUGUUGUUUGGUUCAACUUUUAAGUAGAGGAUGAAGCUGGGUCACUGUUAUUUGAUGCAUUAUUUUUAAUUGUGUUCCCUGGCCUCUAAUGAACUUUUGAAAUUCAUAUUUAAAAGGAUAUAUUUAACACUCUUUUAAAGUUUAAUCUAAAAAAUCCUGCUUUUAGCAGAAAUUUCAAUCGUCUAAAUUUAAUUAAACUUGAACAGUUGCCUUAUUAUUUACAGUUUUAACAUUCUUUCCUCCCCCCCCCCCCCCCCCCCCCUUUGAUUAGAAUAUCUUGAUGAUGCCUUCCCCAACCCACAACUUUACUCAAGUGACCCCCUGGUCAAAGCCCAUGAGAAGAUUUAUUUUAACCACUGGACAAAAAAGGUAUAAGUUGUUUGCUACCUUUCUUCCUGCCAAUCCAUAAUUACGCUUAAAUAUGUUAUCACUAGCUUUUUUUUCCCUUUUUUGUUUGUUAGAUGAAUGUUUGCCUCUAUAGAAAGAACAGUUUAAAAGUUUUAAAAGACAAUUAAGAUUCAACAUUGUGGAUAACUCAGUUUCUGAUUGUGCCCAUAGGGCAUCCCAGCAUUCUAUAGUCUCCUGAAGGCAGGCUAUAAGGAACCAGACUUAACUAAGAGACUGGAGGAGCAUGUCAAAGUCUUGGAUGGUUACCUGAGGAAACUGGGCAAGCCCUACUUCCAUGGGGACUCUGUGGGCUUCUCAGACUACAUGAUCUGGCCUUGGUUCGAGAGAAUGCCCAUGUUGAAAGACAUCACAGGUAAUGCCUUGGCUGAUGGAGUGGUCAGUGGUAGUCUGUAGCAGCAUUAGAAAUGGGACACCACUGUAGUGAGAGAUGCGUACACAUGGGACACUCUAGUGAGCGAUAUGUACACAUGGGACACACUCUAGUGAGAGAUAUGUACAUAUGGGACACACUCUUGUGAGAGAUAUGUACACAAGGGACACCCUCUAGUGAGAGAUAUGUACACAUGGGACACACUGAGAGAUAUGUACACAUGGCACACACUCUAGUGAGAGAUACAUACACAUGGGACACACUCUAGUGAGAGAUAUAUACACUAAGAGAUGUUUCUCAUGUGCACAUAUCUCCCAGAAUUAUAUGACCCUUUUUGGUGGGGUUUUUCUAGCUACGGAUUGAUGGUUCUCAAAUUAAAUAAAUCCAAUUUUAUAAUUGCAAAGCUUAAGUGUUUUAUGCAAAAAUGUUUACCUUGUGUCAACAGAGUUUGACAUUUUGCCGGCAUCCUACCCUCACAUCAGUGGAUGGACGGAGCGAAUGUGGAAGGACCCGGUUGUCCUGAAAUGCAUGAUUGACCCGAAGUUGAUGACAGAGCACUAUGCACACUACAGGACAGGGAAACCAGAUUUCACCAUUGGGGCUGAGAAACCUGGCAAAGUCCUGCAGGAACCUCUAGAGAACCUGGAUGGCUUGAGGGAUCCUGUCACUAGGGACAGGCAGAAGUAGAUCAACGUUCAGUAUUGUCUUUUCAGAGGUUGUUUCCUUAAAUUAACAUUCACUCUUUGAUUCUUCUAGAUGCUAAUGUUUCACUAUUAUUCUUUCAUUCUUACAAAAUAUAAUAUGUUGUGCCUCAUGCUAUUCAUGAAUGCGAUUAAAUAUGAAAUAGGUGCACAACUAUUGUGCUUAAAUUAUGGAUGUAUGCAUGAGAUGAACAAGUUCUGUAAGUAUUUCAUGUCUCCACUUUCAUACAUGGAGAUUCAGUAUGGACAUCAAUAGAUUUCCUGAUUCCUGUUAUUGAACCACUUAAGAGCCAGCCUUUUUGGUAUAGUCUAUGCAUGAGAAGUGAACUUGAAGUAUGCCUACAUUCCUUUCAUCUUGACUUGUCAUGAAACAAGCUUUCAUUCAAUUCUUAUCUUACAAAGUUGUAUUCUUCCCGGUCAUCAAGACUUAAAAAAUUGAAAACAUAUGUUGUGCAGGCUGCUCUAUUGGGAUACAAUGCCAGGCACGCUAGAUAAUUAAGCCAAUCUUGUUCACCCAGAGUAUAAUUUUUUAUAUUAGGAUAAAAAAUGUACAAACUUUUUCUAUCAGGAAAUAAAAUGUAAAAGAAAUGGAUGGAUGAUUUACUCUUGAAGGGAUGUAUUCAAUGUGUGCUCACAAUGAUGAGUAAUAAUGUGUUUAUAAGUGGGGGAAAUAAUCUGAUUGGUAUUUACAAGCCUGGAUUUGAGGUGGAGCGAUAAAGAGCACUUUCCCAAGCUUCAAUCAAGUUGAACAAUCAAACAUAUUGCCAGCCAUCAUUGUGAUCAUCUUAUCAAACAUAUUGCCAGCCAUGUUAUGAGUUGACAAAUUGCUAUUUGUUAUUUUGUACUAAGUAUUUUAAGUUAUAUUUUUUUUAAAUGUGUAAAUAAAUAUAUAUUGAUUUUUAAAUCAGUGUAUUAAUAUUAGUGAUAUUAUAUAUUUUCCCCUCUACAAAUGUUUUUUUUUUUUUAAAAGAGGCUUAGACACCUCAUAGGUCUUGUCAAGAAGCUAUGUACCAAAUAAUAAAUGGGUUAUGAACCAUUAAAAAAAAAAUAAA